CUCAAUGCAAUAAAAAAAUUUGUGGUGUCUUGUUAGAUCGUGUGCAAAGUGCUGAACUUGUGCUUAAAUCAUUAAACAAAAAACAGCAAGAAAAUAAAGAAAAUUUUUGCAAAAAAGAAUAUUAUCAUACUUUCCUUAGGUUCGAGAUGGUAUUGCAACAAAUUAAAGAUUUUGCCAUAGAUAUUACACAACUUCAAGGAUUUGAAAAACUUUUUAAAGCAAACUUAGUUUCGGAAAAAUUCACACAAUUAACAAAUGACUUUGAUAGAGUGAUGAAAGAUUUAAAUUUUACAUUGGCUAUAUCAA
This is a messenger RNA of Racocetra persica, 306 nucleotides long. Lineage: Eukaryota; Fungi; Glomeromycota; Glomeromycetes; Diversisporales; Gigasporaceae. The record is from the annotation of a GenBank genome assembly.